Salvelinus sp. IW2-2015 is the source of this 1449-nucleotide messenger RNA. RefSeq names its product testis development-related protein. Gene Ontology annotation, cellular component: nucleus; cytosol. Lineage: Eukaryota; Metazoa; Chordata; Actinopteri; Salmoniformes; Salmonidae. Gene Ontology annotation, biological process: spermatogenesis. The record is from RefSeq and is a predicted model, not a curated record.
UCCAGGUGGUGGUCGAGAUUCCGCAAACAGACAUAGGCUACAUCAAAUAGGCCUACACCAAAACGUCUUUGAACUGGAGUUUGGCGCUGCAUAAAGUCGCUUGCCUAAAAAACUAUUUUCAUGGAAAGGCUCCAAGAUCUGUUGUAGUAACCACAGCGGUGGUGCUUACUUGCGAUCUCUCGAGAAACGGGAAAAAUUGUCUCGGCCUGGAAGCGGCAGACGCAGCCAAGUUUGACAGAACGAACUCUUCGCUGCGUUUUGAUGUGCGCACGUCCAGAUUGAUUAAAGAGAAAUUUGGAAAGAUGUUCAAGAAAAGCAAAAGCAAAGUGUUGGUGGACUAUGCGUCGGAGGAGGACGAAAUAUCCUGGCAUCAUCAACACACUUACAAGGAUAAGGACCCAGAGGGGGAGGAUGAGGAAGAGGCAGUGAGUCCUGUAUCCAAGGAGGUGAAAGUGAAGAAAGUCAAGUCCAAGAAGGAGAGGAGGGAUAAGAAGAUGUUUUCUUCUCAGGAUGACGAGCACUUCCUACUGACAGGGGUCACACUGGCCGACCGCAGAGGGUCCCACAAGAAGAACAAGGAGGAAGGGAAGGAGAAGAACAAGCCAAUCUUAGAGAAGGGCCACUGCUUCUGGGACAGCGUCACCAUGACGAUGAGGCAGAUCACGCCCACCAGGAAACUGGAAAAGCUGGAGGGCUGGGAGCCGCCGCAGUUGCCCGACCAAACCGAGACACCCACCGAGGAGGCAAUGGAGGAUCAGAGUGGGACCAGGGACUCGCCUGUGUACUUCCCCCAGGCACUGGGGCUCCCGCUGGGGCUGCCCUCCUGGACAGGUCUGGGUCUAGAGGAAGACUCGUCGCACUACGCCAACCUGUCAGAAUCACGGGAUUCCACGGCCGUCAGGUGGACGGCCCGCGCCAAAGGCAAGCUGGCCGGAAUCAGGAGGCGGAGCCGAGGGAGCGUUUCGGAGACAUGGGAGGGGUUUAAAUAAAAGCUUUACCCCUUACCUGCCAGCAAUCCCUGCCCCUCACCUCUUUCCUCAAAUUAAGAGGAGGGAAAAAGACAUGCCUGUCUGUCUCUGUGCUGCAUAAAGAACUGAUUUUGUAUUCCUCCAUUGACAUUCUGAGUGCAGUCCUGACGUUUCCGUACAGCAUAGAUGAACAUAUAUCCCUAUAUCCAUAUGACUGUUCACUCCACAACAUAGCAGAUGAACUUACAAAGCAGACAAAGUCACUAAAAUCUAUUAUUGUUGACUUUGUGUGUAAAUUGUGUGUAAAUUGUGGUGUUUUAAUGUUGCAGAGACAUUGAGCCUGGGAACACAUUAUGCUAGGUUGAUCUGAGUGGAUUGGUUUGGCAGUGUAGAGAAAAGGAUCACCAUCUUGAAAAGGAUCACCAUCUUGAAAAGGAUGUCAUAGAUAAGAGGUUGGAAAGUAAAAAAGCAAACACAUGAA